CGCUGGGACGCGAGCGCCUGUAUCCCAUCGUGCAUAGCGGCCGAUCAGCGCUCUCUUUCCGGUCUACUCGCCAUCAUGGGUAUCUCUCGUGAUCACUGGCACAAGCGUAGGAAGACUGGCGGUAAGCGCAAACCUCUUCGCAAGAAGAGGAAGUUCGAGCUUGGCCGACCCGCUGCAAACACAAAGCUUGGCCCGAAGCGCAUCCACACAGUCCGGACACGAGGUGGCAACAAGAAGUACCGUGCCCUGCGCCUCGACUGUGGAAACUUCUCCUGGGCGUCUGAGCACUGCACACGCAAGACCCGUAUCAUUGACGUGGUCUACAAUGCGAGCAACAACGAGCUCGUCCGAACCAAGACCCUUGUGAAGAAUGCCAUCGUCAUGAUUGAUGCCACCCCCUUCCGGCAGUGGUACGAGGCCCACUACGCACUGCCCCUGGGGCGCAAGAAGGGUGCCAAGCUGGCAGACAUAGAAGGUGGUGCCUUGGUGAAGAAGAGGAGCAAAAAGCUCGAGAAGAAAAUCAAGGAGCGCCAGAAGUUGGCCAAGGUGGAUCCCCUGCUCGAAGAGCAGUUCAUGACUGGUCGAGUCAAAGCUUGCAUCUCGUCCCGGCCUGGGCAGUGUGGUCGCUGCGAUGGCUACAUCCUGGAGGGCAAGGAGCUUGAGUUCUACACGAAGAAGAUCAAGUCCAAGAAGGGCAAAUGAAGGGCUGCCCAUGUGAAUAAAAGGCGACGUGACAACAUCUGCAA
Rhipicephalus microplus (southern cattle tick) is the source of this 746-nucleotide messenger RNA. RefSeq names its product ribosomal protein S8 (gene RpS8). Gene Ontology annotation, cellular component: ribosome. Gene Ontology annotation, biological process: translation. Gene Ontology annotation, molecular function: structural constituent of ribosome. NCBI's taxonomy places the organism in Eukaryota, Metazoa, Arthropoda, Arachnida, Ixodida, Ixodidae. The record is from RefSeq and is a predicted model, not a curated record.